UCUCUUUUUCAGUCUUCACCAUCAGAACAAAGCUUGGAGCAUAUGAUUAACUCAAGACCAAAACUCAACAAAGAGGAGAAGAAGCAGUUUAGAAAGCAAGCAAAGGCCAAGAAUGUUCUUCUGAAACAUGAAGGCAUAGAGACUGUCUCCCAUCCUUCCAAGAGUCUGGUCGUGUCCAAUGGCGGUCUGGGAAAUGGCGUGAGCAGACAGCAGCUAGUGGAUGUCCUGCAGAGAUGUGGAUUUGUAGAAUCUCUAAUAAUGCCUCCGAACAAGCCCUAUUCAUUUGUCACAUAUUCAUCCACUGAAGAGGCCAUAAAUGCUCAUACAUCACUCAGUGGUCAAGAGCUCCCAUCUAGUGACUGGGAACAGAAAAUAACUCUGUACUUGAGUUUUGUUGAUACAGUUGGUGUACAAGCGACGUCCCCUCCACCCUUACCUUCUGGCUUGAUCAUUGUAGAAGAUUUUGUCUCUCCCGAAGAAGAACUGACGUUGCUGGAAAGCAUUCACUGGGAGUCGGAUAACUGCAACCAGAAGGCAUUAAAACACAGGCGAGUGAAGCAUUUUGGAUACGAGUUCCGAUAUGAUAAUAAUAACAUAGACAAGGACAAGCCUUUACCUGGUGGUCUCCCAGAGUCCUGUAAUGCUUUACUGGACAAAUGCCUCCAACAAGGGCUUAUAAAACACAAGCCUGACCAACUAACAGUGAACCAGUAUGAGCCAGGACAAGGCAUUCCCCCACACAUCGAUACUCAUUCAGCGUUUGAAAGAUGAGAUUGCGUCUUUGAGUUUAGGAGCAGAGAUUAUCAUGGACUUUAAGCAUCCAAGUGGUUCCAGUGUCCCAGUUAUGGUGCCACGCCGAAGCCUACUAGUUAUGGGUGGAGAAUCGAGAUUCUUGUGGACUCAUGGCAUCACUCCAAGAAAGUUUGAUGUGAUUCAAGUGUCAGAAGGGCAGAAAGUUGGGACUGUCAGCAGGAACACAGAGGAGUUAACGUUAAACAAGAGGGGGACAAGAACAUCCUUCACUUUCAGGAAAAUCAGACAUGGCCCCUGUAAAUGCGCCUUCCCAUCAGUUUGCGACAGUCAACAAGAGCAGAAAAGGGGUUUCCCUCCUGUGGUGGGAGACUUGGGAGCAGCAGCCAUGGAAAAGGAAUAUGUCCACAAGGUGUAUGAGGACAUUGCUGGCCAUUUCAGCAGCACCAGACACACUCCAUGGCCCAGAGUGGUGGACUUUCUCAGGUCUUUGCCAAUGGGUUCUCUUGUGGCUGAUGUGGGCUGUGGCAAUGGGAAAUAUCUUGGUGUCAACAAGGACGUGUACAUGAUAGGUUGUGACCGCAGUAAAAAUCUUAUACACAUUUGCGGAGAAAAGGAAUACAAGGCCUGUGUUUGUGAUGCCUUAUCAGUUCCAUUCAGACCUGGUUCAUUUGAUGCCUGUAUCUCUAUAGCAGUAAUACACCAUUUCACCACAGAGGAAAGAAGAUUGGCAGCUCUACAAGAAUUAACUGAUCUCCUUAGGAAAGGUGGGCAGGUGUUAAUCUAUGUCUGGGCAAUGGAACAGGAGUACAAGAAGAAGAAAUCGAAAUACCUGAAGGAAGGCAAAAGUUUUAAUGAACCAUUACCUCUGAGUAGCAAAGCCGAUGUGAAUCAGGACUCCAAUAGCAAAUUACCUGUUCACACUAACAGAACAGCCUUCGACUCUCAGGACCUUUUAGUGCCAUGGCAUCUCAAGCCAAAAUGUCAAUCCAAGAACUCUGAAGCCUCUACGGGGGCAGAGCAGCUGGUGCCCAGCUCUGUGUAUCAUCGAUAUUACCACGUGUUUCGGGAAGGGGAGCUGGAGGCACUGUGCAGAAAACUGCAGGAUGUUACAGUCCAGCACACGUACCACGAUCAGGGGAACUGGUGUGUAAUCCUGGAGAAGCUGUGA
Molecule: messenger RNA, 1921 nt
Organism: Staurois parvus
Lineage: Eukaryota; Metazoa; Chordata; Amphibia; Anura; Ranidae
Source: the annotation of a GenBank genome assembly